AAUACUAUAAGCUCAAAAAGAGUUUUAGUAAUUCUGCUGGGCUCUCUAUUCUAAUAUUCAUCAUCUAAUCCAAUCUGCUUUACUUGCUUGAAUUCCAGCAUCGUUUCAAGUCCAAUGCUUUGACAAGCAGGCUGGCGUGUAAAGAACUGGGUCUGCUAGAGCAGGAGGGUGGCUUCUAGAGAUUUUGUAAGCGUUGAAACAUUUUCAUCAUUAUCUCAGGAAAGACGGACCUAUACAGUCAUGUUGACACCUGACAGCCAUUCAGCACCCCUACAUGCGAGAUGAAGCAGGGAGCUGUUAACACAGGAGUGAGAAUCUGCACAGUGAGGAAUGCUGUUUAACACUAAGCUGCAGCAAAGACUCAAGUUUAAGGGUUUUAGAAAUCCAUGAUUCAAAAUAGGACUGAUAAACGGGGUUUGCUUUUUGAUGCAUUUUCCAGAUCACCUUUCAAUGCUUUUGGGAGACGACUCUGUCAUCGUGAUGCUGCUGUUUACACUAUAAACUGGAACACUUUGGAAUUUUCUCACCACAAUAUACUGCAAAGAAAAGGGAUGACAUCUCAAGACUUCCUUUUACACUGAACACAAACUGUAUAUAUUGAACUACAGACAGAUGCUUUUUAUUGAUUGUAUUAAAUCUCUGGAGUGAUUUAGUCAUUUCGAUGUUCAAUAGAAACGUUUAAUCAAACAGAAGCACCUCAGCCAGCCCAGUUAGGAUUGCAGGCACACACUGAUUGCGACCGCUGUCUAACAAGCAUGCAAUUCAAAGAGGCAGGUUAUUAACCUUGGACAGCAAACAGAAAACACACACCGCGAAACAGAAGGAUGCAAAACCAGUUAAUUAUCAGGGGAAUAUUGGAGGUCGGACAACCACCACAAUAUUGAAUCAUUUACUGCCUACUUUUCCAUGAUGGGUCCCAGCAAUGAGGACUGAUCAAAACAAAAACCUUCUAGAGCUUGUGCUAAAGAAGCAGCUCUGCUAACUCAGGUUAGUACAAGCUCAGCCUCAACCUGGAAACGAGAUCCUCUAUGCUAACUCAGGCCAGCACAAUCCCAGAAACGAGAUUCUUACCUUGGUCCACCAAAACAUGGCAAUCAUCAACGAAUCUGAAAGGCUGUUCUUUCCAACUGGGUUUCCCUUCAACUCCUCCUUGGAGUAUGAAGACUUUGAAUUGGACCCGGAUCCCAGUAAGUUUGUGAUCCCCUCUAUAUACGCCAUUGUCUGCUGCAUUGGACUGACAGGAAACGCCAUGGUCAUCUACGUAAUUUUGAAAUACGCCAAGAUGAAAACGGCCACCAAUAUCUACAUCCUGAACCUGGCCAUCGCUGAUGAGCUGUUCAUGCUGAGUGUCCCAUUCCUUGCUACCUCAGCUGCUCUCCAGCACUGGCCCUUUGGCUCCUUGAUGUGCAGGCUGGUCUUGAGCGUGGAUGGCAUCAACAUGUUCACCAGCAUCUUCUGCCUGACUGUCCUGAGCAUUGACAGGUACAUUGCAGUUGUCCAUCCCAUCAAAGCUGCCAGAUACCGACGCCCCACUGUGGCCAAGAUGAUCAACAUCUGCGUCUGGGUUCUUUCCUUGGUGGUCAUCCUGCCCAUCAUUAUUUUUGCAGAUACAGUCCCAUCCGGGGAUGGUGGUGUUGACUGCAACUUUCUGUGGCCUGAAUCUUCAUGGUCGGAGGCCUUUGUGGUCUACACCUUCCUUUUGGGUUUUCUGCUGCCUGUAGUUGCCAUCUGCCUCUGCUAUUGCCUGAUCGUGGUCAAGAUGCGUGCCGUGGCUCUGAAAGCCGGCUGGCUCCAGAGGCGCAAGUCCGAGAAGAAGAUCACUCGGAUGGUCAUGCUUGUGGUCACCGUGUUCGUCAUCUGCUGGAUGCCCUUUUACAUCAUCCAGCUGCUCAGCGUGUUCCAGAGGCCACCCGACCCGGUCAUCACCCAGCUCUUUGUCAUCUUGAGUUAUGCCAACAGUGGGGCCAAUCCCAUCCUUUACGUCUUUGUGUCGGGCAAUUUCCGUCGCUCCUUCCAGAGGAUCAUGUGCUUUCGGUGGAUGGAGAGCGGUCUGGAUGGGGAGCCGGUGGACUACUGUGCCGUGGCCCUAAAAAGCAAAGUGGUCUGCAGCCCCAAGGAAUUCCAGAAAGACUGCUUGGGCUCUGAGAUGGUCUACAGGAAUGGGACCUGCACUUCUAGAACAACCACCUUGUGAGGAGAGAUUUGCUUCUUUAGGAGAGGGUCGUCCAGUUAGCCAGUCCGUUCUCUCAUAGUCUUAUGGGACCGUUACAAUUUUCAAGACUAA
Molecule: messenger RNA, 2284 nt
Organism: Polyodon spathula (Mississippi paddlefish)
Lineage: Eukaryota; Metazoa; Chordata; Actinopteri; Acipenseriformes; Polyodontidae
Product: somatostatin receptor type 1-like
Exons: 2
Coding region: 1088-2194 (368 amino acids)
Biological process (GO): cellular response to glucocorticoid stimulus; neuropeptide signaling pathway
Cellular component (GO): membrane; neuron projection
Molecular function (GO): somatostatin receptor activity; neuropeptide binding
Source: RefSeq, a predicted model, not a curated record